Tribolium madens (black flour beetle) is the source of this 2162-nucleotide messenger RNA. RefSeq names its product solute carrier family 15 member 2-like. Gene Ontology annotation, molecular function: dipeptide transmembrane transporter activity. NCBI's taxonomy places the organism in Eukaryota, Metazoa, Arthropoda, Insecta, Coleoptera, Tenebrionidae. Gene Ontology annotation, biological process: transmembrane transport; oligopeptide transport. Gene Ontology annotation, cellular component: membrane. The transcript is spliced from 14 exons. The record is from RefSeq and is a predicted model, not a curated record. The coding region runs from base 1 to 2127 and encodes 708 amino acids.
AUGAAAAUGAAUUUUGAAACAUCUUAUCCCACAGCUGUGUUUUGCAUAAUCGCUACAGAAUUCUGUGAAAGAUUUUCUUUUUGUGGCCUACGAACCAUUCUGUCCAUUUAUCUCAGGAAUGAGUUGCUUUUUUCAGAAAAUUGUUCUACAGUUAUUUAUCACGUCUUUAUUAUGGUGUGUUAUAUUGUACCUUUGGCGGGAGCAGUGUGUGCAGACAGCAUUUUGGGGAGAUAUAGCACAAUUUUAUAUUUUUCGGUGGUAUAUUUAGUUGGAAACAUCUUGAUGUGCAUGGGAGCUGUUCCGCUUUUAGAUAUCUCUUCCAUUACUUUAUCAGCCGUAGGUUUAUUUCUGAUAUCAGUAGGAACUGGUGGCAUUAAACCUUGUGUCGCUGCCUUUGGAGGCGACCAAUUUCGACUACCUGAUCAGAGAGAUCUUUUACAACAUUUUUUCUCAUUGUUUUAUUUUACGAUUAAUUUGGGAGGAUUUGUCGGAAUGAUUUUGACUCCUAUUUUGAGGAAGUGGGUAUCCUGUUUUGGCGAUGACACUUGCUAUGCUUUAGGCUUUGGCUUUCCGGCGGCUUUGAUGGUUUUAUCAUUGCUCCUUUUUAUUUUGGGUAAACCUUGGUAUAGGCUAAAAACACCUAAAGAAAAUGUAAUGCUUCAGUUUUUUAAUUGUACAAUAUACGCUUUAGCCAAACGUUGCAAAUCCGGAACUAGGAUAAAUCCUAGAAAACACUGGUUACACGCAGCUCGGGGCAAAUACAGCGCAAAAUUAAUCCGAGACAUGAAAAUUGUCUUCGCUGUCUUGUUUUUAUACAUCCCUUUGCCCAUAUUUUGGUCACUGUUCGACCAACAGGGAUCAAGAUGGACUUUUCAAGCAUCUCACAUGGACGGUAACGUACUAGGCAUUCAAAUCGUCCCAGAUCAGAUGCAAGUGGUAAAUCCUGCAAUGGUGUUAGUUUUGAUACCAGUUUUUGAUAAAGUGGUAAAUCCUUGGUUUUCGAAACUGCACAUCAUGGAAAACGCUCUGCAUAGAAUGGCAGUUGGAGGACUUUUUGCAAGUGCUGCCUUUUUGUCAGCCGGGGUUUUGGAAUUAGUUCUGGAAACUACUUACCCCAAGCAACCUCAAGAAAAACACGCUUCGAUUAAUAUUAUUAACACUUUGCCUUGCGAUGUUAAGGUGGAUAAUCCGUUUAAUGGAGUACAGAGGAUUAGGUCUAGUGGAUUACACAAGUUUGAAAAUAUUAUGUGCGAUAAUUUCACGAAGUAUACGCUACUGGUGGAGGCUUCCGAAAAAUGUGGAACUAUUUAUUUUGGGAGGCAUAGACAUAAUUUAGAAGUUGCAGCGUUGGAAAUGCAAACGGAUACAGUUCUUAUUGGAAUAAACGUCGACAAUAAGAUUAAGUCAUUUAUUACUGAUCCAGUUGAUUACCAAAAGUCGCUCAGUGGCAAACCAAGAAUAAGAGUUGCGUAUAUCAAAAGUUCUAUACUUUUACAUGACAUAACGGUUUCGUUGCGAAAUCAAGCAGGUCUGAAGGAUGUUUACUUUGUCCAUAGCUCCAAUUCUUCUUUUUUGGCAGAUUCUGCUUAUAUGGAGUUGCCCCAAGGAAUUUAUGAUUGCGUCGUUGCAUCUAAAGAAAUUCCUAUACUUCAUGCGGAAAGUUUUACUUUAGACUUAGGAGGGGUUUAUUCUCUUGUAAUAAGAGAAAGAAAUAUGAAAAUUGAGUUUUUUAAAUUGUACAUUAUGUCGGCACCAAACACCAUCAACAUAUUGUGGUUGCUACCACAGUAUUUUCUUAUUUCAGUAGCGGAAAUUUUGUUUGGAGUUUCCGGUUUAGAAUUUUCCUUUACUCAAGCUCCGAAAAGUAUGAAAACUGUUACUAUAGCCGGAUGGUAUUUAUCAGUAGCUGUAGGAAAUUUUCUAGUGAUAUUAAUCACACAAGCAAAUUUGUUUAAAAGUCAGGCGCAAGAAUUUUUUCUUUUUGCUGUAGUAAUGGUGGCUGAUAUGAUGGUAUUUAUUGAAAUGGCUUCGCACUAUAAGUUUGUGCAGUUAGAAGCAGACAGUUCUGUGAAUUUUGCCAAUCAAGAACAGUUACCUCUAAUUCCAAAUUCGCCAACCAGUCCGUAAGCUAACGAAGUUUAAAAAUUUGUUUUAAUAAACUG